Molecule: messenger RNA, 687 nt
Organism: Gracilinanus agilis (Agile Gracile Mouse Opossum)
Lineage: Eukaryota; Metazoa; Chordata; Mammalia; Didelphimorphia; Didelphidae
Product: E3 ubiquitin-protein ligase AMFR-like
Biological process (GO): endoplasmic reticulum unfolded protein response; protein K48-linked ubiquitination; ubiquitin-dependent protein catabolic process
Cellular component (GO): ubiquitin ligase complex; endoplasmic reticulum; cytosol
Molecular function (GO): ubiquitin binding; ubiquitin protein ligase activity
Source: RefSeq, a predicted model, not a curated record
AUGUCUCUGAAUUCCCCUGACAAUCAAAUCAGAGAAGACCAGCCAGGAGAGACCUUGGAUGAGAAUUUGGGGCCUGUGGCAGCAGCUGAAGAUCAACCUUGCCUAAAUGAGCACAACCACAUCUUCCACUUUGAUGGCUCGCAAUUUGCUCGAUGGCUGCCCAGUUUUUCAGUGGAACUGAUGCAUACCACCAAGAUCCUUGGCAUUACUGAAGCAUGCAAUUCCCAGCUUCAUGCAAUGACGCGGCAGAUUCAAGAAAUGUUUCCCGAGGUUCCAUACCAUCUUGUUCUGCAGGAUUUACAACUGACACACUCAGUCGAAACAACAACAGACAAUAUUUUAGAGGGACGAAUUCAACCUUUCCCUGCACAGGCUGAGCGUGGGCCCCUUGACCACAGUCCCAGGUUGGGAGAGAUGUCAGAUGUCCAGGAAUUGGAAGCUGAGCCCAAUGAGGUAAAGGACUUUAAAGCUGGAGGGAGCUGGUUCUCUAAGUCAGCUGAGGAACGCCAACGGAUGUUAGCACAGCGGAAGGAUGACCUGCUGCAGCAAGCUAGGAAAUGUUAUUUAAACAAAGCCUGUAAUGAUGACCCAGCCUCAGAGAAUAAUCUGCUUUCCCAGAGUUCAUUCUCUGAUCCUGUGACCCAACACUGAAGGAUGUAGGCUACUGCUACUCAACGAAGACUUUAG